This is a messenger RNA of Talaromyces proteolyticus, 1932 nucleotides long. Its product is annotated as putative cytosolic hydroxymethyltransferase. The transcript is spliced from 5 exons. Gene Ontology annotation, molecular function: zinc ion binding; cobalt ion binding; serine binding. Lineage: Eukaryota; Fungi; Ascomycota; Eurotiomycetes; Eurotiales; Trichocomaceae. Gene Ontology annotation, cellular component: cytoplasm. The coding region runs from base 165 to 1769 and encodes 534 amino acids. Gene Ontology annotation, biological process: folic acid metabolic process; L-serine catabolic process; tetrahydrofolate interconversion. The record is from RefSeq and is a predicted model, not a curated record.
GUGUGCAUCAUGAGCACCACUCCGCGGGUACAGUAAUUAGCUCCAUCAGCAUCAGCCCAUUUCUCUCGCGGCCACACCGCAAUUCCCCUUCUUCUUUGCAGUCAUUGUCACUGUUGAAUUGUGUGAGACUGACAUUGGCCUCGCACGCACAACCACUGCCUCGCAUGUCCGCAAUGUCGUUGAAUCGCUGCAGUCGGCAAGCUUCAAGACUGCUGCUGGCCGGCGACUCUCUUCGGACCCCGACUGCAGUUCGUCGUCCCUCGCAGCUCAUUGAGCGUCUGUCGCCUACAGCAGCCUUCCAGCGGCGGAAUGUGUCAGAUAGCCAUGAUGGCCAACACCAACUACUCUCCACCCACCUCGAGGAGGCCGACCCCACAGUAUACAACAUCUUGCAGAAGGAGAAAAAACGACAGAAGCAUUUCAUCAAUCUGAUCCCGUCUGAGAACUUUACUUCUCAGGCCGUCUUAGACGCGCUUGGAAGUGUGAUGCAAAACAAAUACUCAGAGGGAUAUCCGGGAGCUAGGUAUUAUGGAGGCAAUGAAUUUAUCGACGAGGCCGAAUCGCUGUGUCAGAAACGUGCCCUAGAAACAUUCAGACUGGACCCUGAGGAAUGGGGAGUCAACGUACAACCGUUAUCCGGCUCGCCUGCCAACUUGUACGCCUACUCGGCUCUGUUGAACACACAUGACCGUCUGAUGGGCCUUGACCUGCCCCAUGGCGGACACUUGUCACAUGGCUAUCAAACACCCACAAAGAAGAUCUCAUUCGUCUCAAAAUACUUUGAGACCGUGCCCUAUCGUCUUGACGAGUCGACCGGUCUCAUCAACUACGACCAGCUGGAAGAACUGGCGCAGAUUUACCGUCCGAAGCUGAUAGUGGCUGGUACAUCCGCCUACAGCAGAUUGAUCGACUACACAAGGAUGCGCCAAAUUACUGAUUCGAUUGGCGCCUAUUUGUUGAGUGACAUGGCACAUAUCUCUGGUCUCGUAGCUGCUGAUGUCAUUCCGUCUCCUUUUGCUCACUCAGACGUUGUUACAACCACCACACACAAAUCGCUGCGUGGCCCCAGAGGAGCCAUGAUCUUCUAUCGAAAGGGUGUUCGUCGCACAGAUAAGAAAGGCAACAAGGAGUUGUACGACCUUGAAGGGCCCAUCAAUGCUUCCGUUUUUCCCGGUCAUCAAGGAGGCCCUCAUAACCACACCAUUACAGCCCUCGCUGUUGCUCUUUCACAAGCCCAAUCGAAAACCUUCAAAGACUAUCAACAAACCGUCCUCUCCAAUGCACAAGCUCUUGCUGAGCGGCUAGGUAACUCGGUCAACAACGGCGGGCUGGGAUACAACAUCGUCUCUGGCGGAACUGAUAACCAUCUUGUCCUAGUUGAUCUCAAGAACCGCGGCGUUGACGGUGCACGUGUCGAACGUGUGCUCGAACUAUGCGGCGUUGCUGCCAACAAGAACACUGUCCCCGGCGACAAAUCCGCCUUGAAGCCUGGUGGUCUCCGUCUGGGAACGCCUGCCAUGACAUCUCGCGGGUUCCAGCCAGACGACUUCCGCCGCGUCGGUGGAAUCGUCGACCGCGCAGUAACAAUCACACAAAAGCUCGACAAAGCAGCUCGAGAAAGCGCAGAGGCCAAGGGAGUCAAGAACCCAGGGACUAUCAAGGCUUUUAUCGAGUACGUCGGUAACGGGGACGAUAUCUCCGAGAUUGUACAGCUGAAGAAAGAGGUCGAAGACUGGGUUGGCACAUUCAGCAUUCCAUGGAAAGAGUGACGUGGGCAACUGCAACUUAUUUGAGAUUUGUCAUUUUGUUACUACUGGGAUUGAUUUAUGGCUACGGAUUUCAUGUCUGCUCUACUCAAGCCUUUCUAUUACAUGUACCUAUAACAUUGAAACGGUUAUUCAACCAACCGGUCUAAAUCAGUACAAUCUUUCU